GGAAAACUUCCACUGUAGAAGGAGAAGACAAGUCUGAGUUUCAGAGGAUGUGGGAGAUUAAGCAAAAGGAUUAUGCUUUGCAAGAGAAGCUUAAUGUUGAUGUGCUUUCUCUCAGAUGUUGAUGUGUUUUGUCUGAUCUUGAUGACUCAGAUCAACACGCUCUUGAGGUCUGUUUUAUGUUUCCCCUUUUCCCAAUUACAUUUUCUGAUCAUAUAUGGAACAUUUACCGAAAGAGGCUUCUUUUAGAUUCAAGAUCAUUGUCAAAAAAUUUAUUUUUGAUUGGAUGGAAAAGAGGAAGAUGCCAUUAUCUGUAUCUCUGAUCAUGCAAUUCGUUUGGAUCUAAUUGCAAAGACUAAGUCUUAGAGGCAGCUGAGAACUGCUUACGAUGGUGGGGUUUGUACCCUGUGUGCAUUGGCCUACAAAAUCGGUAAGUCACCUUUUAUUGUUAAGUUAUCAAAUAACUGAUCUGAAAAUCAUAGAUCCAUUGAUUAAGUUGAGUAAUUAAUCAUAUAUCUUUCUCUAUCUCUAUGAUCAAACAAAUAUUGAAAGAACUCUGUACAUUGUGUUUGAAUUGGUUAUAUCAUCUUCUUUCAUUAUUUAAAAAACUUAACGUACUACGUGGAAUCAGAAAGAUGACUACAAUAUCUGCAGAAUGGUAAAGCCAAAGCCAUGUUAUCUCUGUUCUAUGUGAAUGGAAUCAGUUAAUGAAUCAUUUGUUCUCUGUUUCUGUUCUAUGAUUCCAAAGCCAUGUUAUCUUCUCUGUUUUGGCUUGAUUCAUUAUGUUAUUGAGUUCUUCUUCCUUCAUUUGCAGACUGCAUAUUUUGCCUUUGUAUUCAUUUGCUUCUAUUUAUUUUGCAUUAAAAUGGUUUACACAAAGUCUAUUAAACCAAGAUAAUGCAGGUGUUGCAAUUUGAAGUGGUUAGUUUAUUAAAUAAACUUUAUUUAGUGAUAAUAUCCAUAAAACGCAGCGUUUCAAAUUGUGUGGUUCAUGUGUUUUUGGGCCGUUAGUUUAUUUCUCACCAUCGCUAAACGAAUCUCGUAAAAAAAACCCAAAUGGCACCUUCCUUAUCACCAAUCAGAUCACACCACGUGGCAGUUAUCGGCGCCGGAGCAGCCGGAUUAGUCGCGGCGCGAGAGCUCCGGCGAGAAGGUCACUCGGUGGUCGUCUUCGAGAGACAAAAGCAAGUCGGAGGAACCUGGAUCUACACCGAUCACACCGAACCCGAUCCGUUAAGCGUUGACCCGACCCGAUCCGUCGUUCACUCGAGCGUCUAUGGCUCUCUCCGAACUAAUCUCCCCCGUGAGUGUAUGGGAUACAGAGACUUCCCGUUCGUGGUUCGUUCCGGUGUAUCGGAAUCGAGAGAUCCGAGGAGGUUUCCGAGUCACGGUGAAGUUUUGGCGUAUUUGCAAGAUUUCGCCAAGGAGUUCGCGAUUGAGGAGAUGGUUCGGUUUGAGACGGCGGUUCUGAAGGUUGCUCCGGCGGCGGAUGAAGGAACCGGGAAAUGGAGGAUUGAAUCUACGGAUAAUGAGAAGAGAGAUCGUCGUGAUGAGAUUUAUGAUGCUGUUGUUGUUUGUAAUGGACAUUACAUUGAACCUCGUCUCGCUGAGAUUCCUGGGAUAAGUUCUUGGCCAGGGAAGGAGAUGCAUAGCCAUAAUUAUCGUGUUCCUGAACCGUUUAGAGAUCAGGUUGUUGUGCUUAUAGGGAACUCUGCUAGUGCUGAUGAUAUAAGUAGGGAUAUUGCUAGAGUUGCCAAAGAGGUUCAUGUGGCUGGUAGGUCAAAUGCAGCUGAUACGUUUAUCAAGCGGUCUGGUUACAGUAAUCUAUGGAUUCAUUCAAUGAUUGAGCGUGUCCAUGAGGAUGGUUCUGUGCUUUUCCAGAACGGGAAAACGAUUUCGGUUGAUGUUCUUAUGCAUUGCACUGGGUAUAAGUAUCACUUUCCGUUUCUUGAAACCAAUGGAAAUGUUACUGUAGAUGAUAACCGUGUUGGCCCAUUGUACAAAGACGUCUUCCCUCCAGCAUUUGCACCAUGGCUCUCCUUCGUUGGGAUACCAUGGAAGGUUGUACCGUUUCCUAUGUUUGAGCUACAAAGCAAGUGGAUUGCAGGUGUUUUGUCAGGUCGGAUCCCGCUGCCUUCUAAGGAAGAUAUGAUGAAAGAAAUUAAAACCUUAUACUCUACACUUGAAGCCGAAGGUAUCGCAAAGCGAUAUACUCACCAGAUGGGGAUUACUCAAUUUGAAUACAGUAAUUGGUUGGCUUCACAAUGCGGAUGCCCAGAAACAGAGGAAUGGAGGAAAGAGAUGUAUUUAACGACUGGUAUGAGGAAGAGAGCCCAUCCAGAGACGUAUAGAGAUGAAUGGGAAGAUCAUCACUUAGUUUCUCAAGCUUACCAAGAUUUCUCUUUGUACACAUAAACAAACAAAAUCUGAGAAUGCCAAUACUGCCAUUUAUUGGAAUAUACUUCAUUCUUAUCACAAUGUACAAGUACACAAGACAUUCA
Molecule: messenger RNA, 2498 nt
Organism: Camelina sativa (false flax)
Lineage: Eukaryota; Viridiplantae; Streptophyta; Magnoliopsida; Brassicales; Brassicaceae
Product: flavin-containing monooxygenase FMO GS-OX-like 4
Molecular function (GO): N,N-dimethylaniline monooxygenase activity; NADP binding; flavin adenine dinucleotide binding
Source: RefSeq, a predicted model, not a curated record